GUGAAUUUCCAGCUCAUUUCAGUUUCCUAAUGGACAAAAGUCCGGACAAAACAGUUUUCACUGAAGUGUUCAUUUUCACCCUUUCACUGAUUCUCAUCAGCUCAAUCACUUUAAGCUUUCUUAGGAGUUCCCAUUCACAUUUACCGAUUUCCUGUAUCCCCAGAAUUUCAGACAAAACCUGUGAUGUCUUCAAGGGGAAAUGGGUGCCUUAUCCACAAGGUCCUUAUUACAGUAACGAAACUUGUCGGCUGAUCGUUGACCAGCACAACUGCAUGAAGUUUGGUAGACCAGACACAGAGUUCAUGAAAUGGAGAUGGAAACCAGAUGAGUGCCAGUUGCCUCUGUUUGACGCAGCUCAGUUCUUGGAGAUUGCGAGAGGAAAAUCAAUGGCUUUUGUUGGGGAUUCAGUAGCAAGAAACCAAAUGGAAUCAUUACUCUGCCUCUUAGCUCAUUAAGCAUAUCCGGAGGAUAAAUCUCACAAUUCCAAGAGUUGGCUCUAUGCUGAUUACAACUUCACCUUAUCAGCAAUUUGGUCGCCUUUUUUGGUUAAAUCCAGGGUUGCAGACAUUAAUGGCAAUUCCAGAAAUGGCAUCUU
Messenger RNA from Hibiscus syriacus, 595 nucleotides. RefSeq names its product protein trichome birefringence-like 19. The record is from RefSeq and is a predicted model, not a curated record. Gene Ontology annotation, cellular component: Golgi apparatus. Gene Ontology annotation, molecular function: O-acetyltransferase activity. Lineage: Eukaryota; Viridiplantae; Streptophyta; Magnoliopsida; Malvales; Malvaceae. The transcript has 2 exons. The coding region runs from base 30 to 455 and encodes 141 amino acids.